AUGUUACCUGUUUGGUCUGGCGCAUCGACGCGGGCUGGCCGAUUCAUCUCCGUCCCUCGGGGCGGAGGGUAUCGCAAACGAGAUCAGACUCGGGGGGAUUCGGCCUACCAAGCCGAUUCCUCCUUGAAGUCUCAGGAAGGUAACGAUAGGAACAUGAGAAACAAUGACAGGGCCCCUCCUCUGAGGGGUCGCCUUCCAGGGGGACAGCAUCGCGAGCGUGAUGUUGCGGAGGUAGUAGACUUGGAAGAGUAUGUAUGUGAACACUGCCAGAGACCGUUCGUCACGAAGGUGGGGCGGUCGCAGCACGUGCGACGGGCUCAUCCGGUCGAGUACAAUCGGGAGAUUGUGGUCGACAGGGCGAAGGCUCGAUGGUCUGAGGAAGAGGCGAGGGUGAUGGCGCGUGCCGAGGCUGAAGCCACAGUUGCGCAGGUACGUUUCAUGAACCUGAACCUGGUGGAAGCCAUGCCCGACCGUACUCUGGACUCGAUCAAGGGACAACGCCGUAAGGCGGAGUACCAGGAUCUUGUCCGGCAGUACGUUGCGGACUUGACAGCGCGGGCUGCCACUCCCGACUCAGAAUCGUCCAGCGAUCCGGAGCCGCUGUCGCCUGAGGCUGAGGUGCCGGUUGGCGAGAAGUUCUUCCGGGCGAUUGACCAGCUUGCUGAAUCAAUCGACUGGGUGGCUCUGGGUGACCAGCACGGCGGUCUUCGGGAGCUUAUUGGCGAGUGUCGCCGUCGGGGCAUCAGUGAUCCGCUCUUGCAACUGGCGGAGUUCAUCCCACAUCUCAGACUACGGAGGUUACUGCGUUUACGUGCGUCCUCCGUAGCCCACGUAGUCGCCUGUGCGGGCGGGGCAAUGGUUGAUUGUCAAAUCAGCUGGUGUCGCGCUCGCCUGGCGAACGUGCCAAGACCUGAGAGUGCGGACGGCCUUAAAGCGUACUGGGCACGGCUAUGGCACCAUGCGGUGGACGGAGCUGACCUGUCUCACAUUGCCGAAAGCGGUCUGGGUCCGUGCGAACUCACUGUGCAGUCGUAUGAGGGUCACACGAGGGCGACGAGGGGGCCGCGAUGUCAUGUGUCGUGCGGGUUGUCAGGUGACUGA
Messenger RNA from Phaedon cochleariae (mustard beetle), 1101 nucleotides. Lineage: Eukaryota; Metazoa; Arthropoda; Insecta; Coleoptera; Chrysomelidae. The record is from the annotation of a GenBank genome assembly.